Molecule: messenger RNA, 1003 nt
Organism: Fopius arisanus
Lineage: Eukaryota; Metazoa; Arthropoda; Insecta; Hymenoptera; Braconidae
Gene: Fer1HCH
Product: Ferritin 1 heavy chain homologue
Exons: 5
Coding region: 236-883 (215 amino acids)
Biological process (GO): intracellular iron ion homeostasis; iron ion transport
Cellular component (GO): cytoplasm
Molecular function (GO): ferrous iron binding; ferric iron binding
Source: RefSeq, a predicted model, not a curated record
GAGAAUACAACAUUUGUUUUUUUUUUUUUCAAGUGGCCAAUGGCUGAGAACUCAAAACGCCUCGCUCAUUGAUAUAUUUGUUGAUUAACGGUUGAGAGAGGACGACCUUCUAUACCAGUGUGUAUAAAGGUUCCUUGGUGAACGUUCGUCGAAUCUAAAAUCAAGUUUUCUAUCAUUACGUUGUUUUUUUUUUGCAAUUUACAUUCUACUCGGUGCACCAUCAAUUAUCGCAAUCAUGAAGCUACUGGGGGCAUUUAUUUUCGGAAUGAUCUGUGUUUCGGUUGCUGUUGGGGAUGGAUUGAAGUGUACCCUGAAGCCGGCUGACAUUCCAUCAGACUGGCUGGACAUGGUGGACCCCUGUAUAAGGAUCAUGGGACAUCAGGUCCAGACUGAGAUUCAAGCUGCGAUGACUUAUCUGGCAAUGGGUGCUCAUUUUGCGAAAGACUCUGUGAAUCGUCCAGGUUUCAGCAAAUUCUUUUUCGAAGCAGCGAGCGAAGAGCGUGAACAUGCCAUAAAAAUCAUCGAGUACUUGCUAAUGCGUGGUCAGCUCACCUCUGACGUCGGCAAGCUCUUGAAAUUCCCACUGAAAACUCCUCGUGAGGAGUGGUCCACAGCAGUGGCGGCACUCAGUGAGGCACUGACCGUUGAAGCCAAGGUCACCAGCAGCAUCCGAGAGAUCAUCAAGACCUGCGAGGCACCCAAGACUUCAGACUUCAACGAUUAUCACCUCGUUGAUUAUCUCACUGGCGACUUCUUGGAUGAGCAGUAUAAGGGCCAGCGUGACCUCGCUGGCAAGAUCUCCACCCUUGGUAAAAUGAUGACCACCCAUGGGCCUCUGGGUGAAUUCCUCUAUGACAAGAAGCUCCUGAACAAUGAAGUCUAGACUUACUCAACUCAGAAGCAAAUUAUCAAGGGAAAAUCCCUUUCGAUCAAACUUAUUUUUCAAUGCAACAAAUUAAAACAAAAUUUCGGUUAAUGACUUGUCUUUUUAUAAAUUUAUCAA